This is a messenger RNA of Rhagoletis pomonella (apple maggot), 1810 nucleotides long. Its product is annotated as putative nuclease HARBI1. NCBI's taxonomy places the organism in Eukaryota, Metazoa, Arthropoda, Insecta, Diptera, Tephritidae. The coding region runs from base 295 to 1233 and encodes 312 amino acids. The record is from RefSeq and is a predicted model, not a curated record. The transcript is spliced from 4 exons.
UGAAAAUGAAAUUUUGCUCAAAGGUGGUUUAUGACCUGUAGUGCGAUUCACUACUCUAUUUUAACAACACUUGUUAUCGUUAUAUCAACUAAACAAGAAUUUUAUCGAUUUUGCUAUUCAGAAAACGUUUCCUUAACAACACCGGCCUUCGAAAAAUCAGCUGUUAUCGUUUACGAUUCGGCUAUUGCUAAAUUGUCGACAUCUCAAUUGGAGUUGUCAAUUUUGUGUUAGCGUAAAUAUCUAAACAAAUAAAAGUAACUUAAUACGAAAAAAAGGAGUAAAUACAAAUUAGAGAUGGCUUUCGAAUUUGUAGCUUUAAGCUUGUCUCAAAACGAGCCAGAGACAAAUUUUUCAACGGUGGAUCGGCGUUUUCUGCGGGAUAUUGAUAAUCCCCUAGAACUCCCACCUUCAGAGUUCCGGAAGCUUUACCGUGUGCGUCCAGGCAUGGUGGCGGACGUGGUUGAACGGCUGGAAGACCUUUUAAAAGGUUCACGAAUUACAGCGAUAUCGGCUGAAAAACAGGUUCUGUGCGCUUUGCGAUUCUACGCCACGGGAUGUUAUCAACGGCCCGUGGGGGAACAAUGGGGAAUUUCACUGAGUCAGUCAUCAACCAGCCGCUGCAUACACAAGGUAACCGAAGCCAUCAAUAGCCGCUUAUUCUUGUCGGAAGUGAAGUUCCCCAUGACCCAAAUAGAACGUCAAGCUGCCAAGGAAGCGUUUUCCUUAGCUCCUGCGCCUUUUGUCGGAGGAACCAUCGGGGCGAUCGACUGCACCCACAUAUCCAUUUUGGGUCCUAAAAAUAAUGAGGAAGCAUACGUUAAUCAUCAUGGAUAUCACUCCAUAAAUGUGCAAAUGAUAUGUGACCCAAAUCUUAAAAUCCUGAACGUGAAUGCCAGGUAUCCGGGAGCAAGACAUGAUUCCUAUAUUUGGAGCUCUUCCGCUGUGCGACAAGUCAUGCAGCGAGCGUUUGAAAAUGGAAACCGCAAUAUGUUUUUGAUUGGGGAUUCUGGAUACCCAUUAGAGCCAUGGCUCCUUUACCCAACCAGCCAGAAGGGUCACCAAAAUUUCGGUACAAUGAAGCGCUCUGCAAGGCACGGAACCCGAUUGAGAGACUCUUUGGCGUCCUUAAAGGAACGUGGCGAUGCUUAUCACAACAAAGGGUUCUGUUGUAUGACCCCGCUUUCGCUGGUAAAGUCGUUAACGCGUGUGCAGCCCUUCAUAACAUUCGUUUAAGUGAGCGGUCAAUUAGCGAUCCUAUUGUAAAUUUUUCAACAGAUUUUGAGAAUUCUGACAGAAUUUUCGAAAGCCCAAAUGCAUCAUCUUCCACUGCAAAACGUGUACAAGAAAGAUUGAUUACAAACUUCUUUUCCUAAAAUUUGUAUGAUUACACUUCUAAGGGCCGUUUUCUGAAGUAACCUUUAACUUGAAAGCUCACUAUAUAUUUAAAGGUUGGAUUAAAAAUAAAGCUAUGUCUAAAGUUAAGCAUUUCUAUUAUCGGUUUUUGACGUAUGUAUGUUUCCUGGUUGUAAAUCAAUUUAAAACCGACAAAAAAAUGAUUUACUUUAGACACUAUCAUAAACUUUAAUGCAACCUUUAAAUAUAAAGUGAGCUUUAAAGUUACAGGCUACUUGAGAAAACGGCCAUAACAGUUCAAAAAAUUAAAGCUUAGAAUCAAAUAUUUAUAAGUACAUACUUUAUUAAAAAUGUAAAUAUCACACGGUAUUUUUGCCUUAAUGGUAUAUUAAAAUUAGUCACACUAGAUCAUAAGCUUUCUUCUUAUUUCUUAUGUUAAAUUUUCCCCUGAAUCCAA